Molecule: messenger RNA, 537 nt
Organism: Spodoptera exigua (beet armyworm)
Lineage: Eukaryota; Metazoa; Arthropoda; Insecta; Lepidoptera; Noctuidae
Source: the annotation of a GenBank genome assembly
GGCUCUACACUUUGCCAUUUGCCAAUGCUUUGAAGUUUGACAUAAAAGUUUAUUGUCAUUUUGACAGUAUUAGAUAAAGCAAAGAUUUCAGAAAGGGAUACUCGAAAAAAUUAUAUACAUAAAACAUAAAGAUGGGUGGACAUGGACAUGGUCAUGAACCUCCAUACAAGGUGCCAAGCUACAAGGAGUUCACCAUCAAGGGUAUCCCACAGCUAGAAGAACUUGAGAAAGAACUACAGAAAAAAGGCCUCCGUGAUCCAUGGAUUAGGAAUGAAGCAUGGCGGUACCACCCCGGUUUCGGAACGAAGUGGGCUCGCGCGCGCGCUGUGUUCUUCCGCGGCCUGCCUCUGGGGCUGGGGCUGGCCGUGCUCACCGUGGCCGCCACCAAGGCGUUAGGCGGUGGCGGGGACCACGGGCACGCGCACCACUAACGCCGUAUUAUUUAAAUUUAAUCUUAUACUGUUCUGUUAUCUUUGAAUGCUAUACAACCAUUGGCUAGGGCGUAGAAAUAUAAUACAAAUAUUAUAUCUAUACCAA